AUGGAUAAUAAUAAAGAUAAAUUAUAUAAACCUGAUUUUGAACUUCUUGAUGAAGUUUCUUUGAGUCUUUUAGAUGCUGGAAUAGGUUCAUUUGAUGUUCUUUCACGUGCAUUACCUACUGUGGUAUUGGCAAGAAUUAAUAAAAUUGAACGGGUUCUAAAAUUAUUAAGAAUUUCACAAUUGUCUAUUGAACACAUUCUUUUAACCCAGGCAAAAAUUUUAAAAAAGUUAAAAAGUUAUAAAUACCGUAAUCAACAACUUUUUUAUGAAUUAAAAAGUUUGGAUGAAGGCAAAAUCAAAGAAAAUACAUUAAAAUUAUAUUCAUGUAAAAAUUGUGAGAAACUAUUUAUUAAUCAAUAUUUUUUGGAAGAUCAUCUUAAAAAAAAGAUGUGUAAAAAUAUUUUGAAAAGGGAGAAUGAUGAUGAUGAUGUUGAUGGUGGUGCAAAAAAUGAAAGAAUGAUAAAAAAUAAAGAUAUUUUGUUUAAUACAUUUGAUAAUAUAAGAAAUUUUGAUUUAAAAACUAAUGAAAUACCUCCAUUUGAUAAUGAAAUUUUACAAAAUCUAAGUUCAAGUAUACCGUGA
This is a messenger RNA of Strongyloides ratti, 582 nucleotides long. RefSeq lists its product as hypothetical. Lineage: Eukaryota; Metazoa; Nematoda; Chromadorea; Rhabditida; Strongyloididae. The record is from RefSeq and is a predicted model, not a curated record. Bases 1 to 582 code for a protein of 193 amino acids. The transcript has 4 exons.